AUUUCCCACAAAUUCACCUUUUCUGAAUCUUCCUCCAUGGGUACUUCCAAAAUGGCCGUGGCUCUUAUAAUUAGGAAAAUCCUUCUCACCAUCACUUUGGCUGGAAUUCUAGCUGGGUUGAUGCCGGAAGCGAGUGGAACACCAGCUUCGUCAUCGUCAUCGUCAUCGGUGGGUGAUAUUGUUACACAAUCAUUCUUCAAUGGGAUAAUCAAUCAGGCUGCUGCAAGUUGUGCAGGCAAGAGCUUCUAUACGCGUGCUGCAUUCCUCAGUGCAACUAAUUCGUAUCCUAACUUCGGCACAACUGGAACAACUGAUGACAAAAAAAGAGAGAUUGCCGCAUUUUUCGCCCAUGUAACACAUGAGACUGGACACUUCUGUUACAUAGAAGAGAUAAAUGGUGCUUCUCACAAUUAUUGCGAUAGUUCAAACACACAGUAUCGAUGCGUCCCUGGCAAGCAGUACUAUGGCCGUGGACCACUCCAACUAACAUGGAAUUAUAAUUAUGGGGCUGCAGGAAAGAGUAUUGGAUUUAAUGGGCUAAAUUCUCCUGAAACUGUGGCCAAAAAUGUUGUGAUUUCGUUCAAGACGGGAUUGUGGUUUUGGAUGAACAAUUGCCACUCAAUCAUAACUUCUGGUCAAGGGUUUGGAGCAACAAUUAAAGCUAUCAACGGUGCAGUUGAAUGCAAUGGUAAAAGCACAGCAGCUAUGCAAGCUCGUGUUCAGUAUUACAAGGACUAUUGUAACCAAUUUGGCGUGGCACCUGGUAACAACCUCACUUGUUAAGAUAGUACAUCUUUUGUACUAGUUUAAUUUCCUGAUAGGAGAGGGAAAAUAAUAAAGACUAAAGUGUUAAGUCAAAUCAAUUAUGUACUAGUUUAAUUUCCUGAAGAGAAGAAGUAAAACAAUAAAGACUAAAGUGUAAGUUAAAUCCACCGUGACAAGAUUACUUGUAUUAAUUUUAAUAUAAUAAAGGCUAUUGCAUUGAAUAAAA
Molecule: messenger RNA, 991 nt
Organism: Macadamia integrifolia
Lineage: Eukaryota; Viridiplantae; Streptophyta; Magnoliopsida; Proteales; Proteaceae
Product: endochitinase EP3-like
Exons: 2
Coding region: 37-783 (248 amino acids)
Biological process (GO): carbohydrate metabolic process; chitin catabolic process; cell wall macromolecule catabolic process
Molecular function (GO): chitinase activity
Source: RefSeq, a predicted model, not a curated record